Pongo pygmaeus (Bornean orangutan) is the source of this 204-nucleotide messenger RNA. RefSeq names its product small ribosomal subunit protein eS1-like. Gene Ontology annotation, biological process: translation. The transcript has a single exon. NCBI's taxonomy places the organism in Eukaryota, Metazoa, Chordata, Mammalia, Primates, Hominidae. The record is from RefSeq and is a predicted model, not a curated record. Gene Ontology annotation, cellular component: ribosome. Bases 1 to 204 code for a protein of 67 amino acids. Gene Ontology annotation, molecular function: structural constituent of ribosome.
AUGGUGGUUGGUAAGAACAAGCGUCUUAAUAAAGAUGGCAAAAAGGGAGCCAAGAAGAAGGUAAUUGAUCCAUUUUCUAAGAAAGAUUGCUAUGAUGUGAAAGCACCUGCUAUGUUUAAUGUAAGAAAUAUUGGAAGGACACUAGUCACCAGGACCCAAGGAACCAAAAUUGUAUCUGAUGGCCUCAAGGGUCAUAUGAAGUGA